Engraulis encrasicolus (European anchovy) is the source of this 7652-nucleotide messenger RNA. RefSeq names its product tet methylcytosine dioxygenase 3 (gene tet3). The transcript is spliced from 10 exons. Gene Ontology annotation, molecular function: DNA 5-methylcytosine dioxygenase activity. The record is from RefSeq and is a predicted model, not a curated record. Gene Ontology annotation, cellular component: nucleus. Gene Ontology annotation, biological process: positive regulation of transcription by RNA polymerase II. Lineage: Eukaryota; Metazoa; Chordata; Actinopteri; Clupeiformes; Engraulidae. The coding region runs from base 1388 to 7561 and encodes 2057 amino acids.
GUGUGGGUAUGUAUGUGUGUGCGUGGACAACAUAAACAUGCGUAUGCGAGUGUGGGAUCACCCGCUCUCACACGCUCACACACUAACGGCACGACACAUCUGCCCACCUUUAACAAAAAAAAACGGGAGACAAGCGAGCCAAGUGUUUUUUUUCUGCAAUGUCGAUGAUGUAACCAAGAUGUCAUAACCAGUGUCUCCCCUUCUCCCCUUUUCGCUCCCUGUCUCUCUCCUCGUUUCUGUCUGUCUGCCUGUCUGUUGAUCUGUCUCUUUUUUUUUUGCUCAGCCUUUUUUCUCUCUCUUCCUCCGCUCGCUUCGCCUCGCGUGCUCGCUCCCUGGCGUCUUCUUGGUCGCUGACGGAGCAGCGUCUCUCAGCCGGUCGUGUCGUGCGGGUGCUCGCUCGCUCAGGCUCAGGGCUAAAGAGUUGCCGCACGCUCUCGUCUCUGGAGCUGCUGCCACAGCUUGUCUAGCAGCCGCCGCUGUUGUUUCACUAGGCUACGCUCCGCUCUGCUACGCCGUGUCUCUGCCUGUCUGCCUCGUCACAGUCUUUUCUCACAGCGGCGGGGACGAGAGAGACGCCAGUGGCAGCGGCGGGCAGUGAAACCGAGAGAAAUCUGUGGCUAACUAGAAAUGAAAACGCCAAAAGCAGCAUCUGUCUACGUUUGUGUGUGUUGUGUAAGAGAGAGAGAGAGCUCACAAGCAAUAGAGGAAGAUAGAGAGCCAGAGAAGGAGAGAGAAAGAGACGGAGUGAGAGAAAGGAUGGGACAGGGAGAUGCAAGCGAGGGGUUAUUUGGGUUAAUCCAGGCAACGGGCAGUAGUGGCGAGCCGAAGCGAGCGUUUGUUGAGCAAGCGAGCGAGGAAGCAAGCAGUCAUAAUGAGGAAGCGACCGUCUCAGUGCAACCCGCCGGCCAGCCAGCCACCCAGGCAGGCAGUGUUGCCGCUUCCCCAUGCUGUCCGCCAUGGAGCCGGUCCGAUCCAAGAACAACAGCCGCUCUUCUGCCACCGCCGCCGCCGCCUACACCUGAGAGAGGGUCCGGGAGAAGGCAGGCUCCUCUGCCACUGCUGACACGGUUAGCAAGAGAACCGCCGCGAGAGGUGGCACAUAGGCACAGGGCAAGAUGAGGAGAACGACAACCUGGCAGAAGAUAAGUAGAACUUGGAUGGAUGGAUGGGUGGAUGGAGGGGGAAUAGAGAGGCGCGAUGGAGAGCUGAAGAGCCGCAGUGGAGAGGAGCGAGACUGAGCGACGGAGGCAGAGCGCUUGAGACAGCGGACGGAUUGAGAAGAGAAGAAGCUCGGGGCUGGAAGAGCCGCCGCUAAACCGCCUUCAAGUACAAAACACUGAGUGUUUUGCGGGCGACUCCGGUGCAUGGCCCCAGAGGAAGUGGCCAGAUGGAAAUCGGGUCACAUGACCACCUGGCGGAAGGCGUGCUGAGCCGGGAAGCGACCAAUGGCGGAGGAGAUGUGAACGGGGGAGCGGAAACGGAGGGUCUUCUUCUGGGUGGCGGAGAAGUAGGGAAGCCGAUUGGCGUGACACAGCCUCAGACCACGUGGGGGGGACCCGAAGGAGCCCUGAGCCAUGACAAAGCCCCUUACCCCCCUCUUCAGGUGCCGCCGCUGUCCCAGGCCCAUCCGCCACUACCGCCGCCAUCACCUCAUCAGCAGCAGCAGGGCUGCUGGGGCGAGGCAGGAGCACUUACUACAGUGGACAUGGAGGACGCCAAGAACCUCAUGGCCUUCUCUACCGGAGCCAGGUCCAUGACCCCAUCGUCAUCGUCAUCCACCCCCCACCCCCACUCUGAGCCUCAGGCCUGCACCUCUCAGCUCUACCAGAAGUUCAGCCGGGAGAUGGCUGGAAGGACGGACGGCGGCAGCAAGGGAGCUGCUGGAGCUCCCGGCUGGGGCGGCGGAGAGAGCGGAUCCGAGCGCUCUCUCCCCGAGGACAUCACCACGCUGCAGACGGCCCUGAGCCAGGCCAGGCACGGCCACAAGCCCCCCAACUGUGACUGCGACGGGCCCGACUGCCCCGACUACCUGGAGUGGCUGGAGAAGAAGAUCAAGCUGGCGGCCGACGGUGGUCAGACGGCGCAGCUCCCCCAGCCACCACACCCACACUCACAGCACCCGCAGCAGCACCAACAGCAGCAGCACCCGCAUAUCCCAACACCUAACCAGCCCAACGGUGUUCCACCUCCUCAGCACACACCGGCUGAGAAGGGAGUUCUCUCCCUCCCUCCGGGCGCCCCAGCUCCUAUCCCGUGCUCCCCCAGUGUGCUGUCCAUCGCCAAGGAGAAGAACAUCAGCCUGGAGACGGCCAUCGCCCUGGAGGCUCUCACCCAGCUGUCGUCCACCAACCCCGAGACAGUGGUGCCCCCGGCGGAGGCGGCCUUCGCCGGGCACCCCCACCACCCCCACCACCCCCAGUCCAUGAACCCCCAGCACGGUGGCAGGAUGGUGUCGGCAUCCCCUUCCUCCUCUUCUUCUUCUUCUUCUUCCGUCCAUCCUGGUCUGGAUGCCCAGCAGUGGGAGCAGCACAGGCCCCAGUCUCAGCCCCACCACCACCCCCUGCCCGCAUACUCCCCCUCGCCCUUCCCCAGCCCACACCACCCGCAGCAGGACGGCACUCGGAGCCCCAUGCCCCCCCAGCCUUGGCAGCAGCAGCAGAGCCCCAUGGGUGGCUCCAACUCACCCAGACCCCAGAUGUGGAUGGGCAUGAACCCCGAGUCCCAGUCCCAGUCCCAGUCCCAGCAGCAGCAGCCUCGGUACCCCCAUAUGCCGCAGGCCAGCGGUGCAGCGGGAGGAGGAGACCCCAUGUCCGAGCUGAAACAGCUGCUGGGCGACCCCAACGGGAAGUACAACCACGCUCCAGGCUUCCGGUUCCCCGCUCCGUCACCCCAGGGUGACAGCAAGCAGGGGGGCGGCGGCAGCAGCAGCAGCCCACAUGUGAGGACCCCCACCAUCAAACAGGAGCCGGACAGCGACAGAGAGUACAUGGCUGCCAUGUCCCGGUACUUGAUGAACGGUCAGCAGCAGCAGCAGCAGCAGUAUCCCCCGUCCCCUCUGUCCCCCAUGUCCAUCAGGCACUCGACUCAGGCAGCACUUCAGCAGCACCUUCACCACAAGCGCAACCUCUUCUCCGGCCCCCAGUCUCCCGGCGGCGUGAUGAUGCGGCCCGGGAUGGCGCCGCCCCCGCCGCCUUACGUCGGACCCGGCGGACCGCAGAACCUCCGCAAGUGGUGGCCCCAGCAGCAGAUGAUGGGCGGCCCCGACAUGAUGAUGCCCAUGAUGCCCAUGAUGCCCGCCGGCACCAUCAAGCAGGAGCCCAAGGAGUCCAAGAAGAGGACGCCGCAGAGCUCGCCGCUCAGCAAGCUGGGCCCGCCGCUGCCCAAGCCCAAGGCGAUUGUCAUCAAGAAGGUCAAGCAGAAGGCCUCGCUGCCCGUCUUCCUGCCGCAGCAGCAGAUCGUCAUGGACAAGGCCGCGGCCAAGGCCCAGGCGCAGGCCCAGGCGCAGGCUCAGGCCCAGCUUCUGCUCGGCAUGCAGGCCAACGAUGCGGUCCCGUCGUCGCCUCUGCCCUUCUUGAACCCAUCUCAGGCUGCAGUGGCUGCCAUGCCCCUUGCAGCUCAAUCUCAGGAAUCCAUGUUCAACAGUUGCAGUGUUCCCUCCUCCUCCUCCUCUUCCUCCUCCUCGACUUCCAGCGUUGUCCCUGGAAACGCACCCGCGUCCAUGCCCGCAUCCGUCCCUCCAACUACGCUUCCCAAUGCCCUGCCCACACCCACCACGCCGCAAGAAGAUUCGGCCACCUCAGGCUCCACACCCGGCACUUCCACCGCCACCACCACACCUCAGACCUCCACAGCAGCUCCUCUCCUCUCAGGUCUGCGCUCGCUAGACCCCAAGCUCGAGGACCUGAUCCGCCAGUUCGAGGAGGAGUUCGGGGACACCCCGACCACAACAACCACGUCGGCUACCGCCACGGACACCCCAUCGGCGGCAGCUGCGGCUGUCGCCACCAGCACCGCCAUCUCCAGCACCGCCACCGCUCCCAGCUCCCAGGCCCCACAACAAGGCUCUGCUCCUCAGCCAGAGGCCAUGGAGCUCCAAGAAGGUGCUAACUCAGGGCAAGCUAAACCCACAUCGCCACCCUCCUCUUCAGAGCAGCCUGCUGCCAGCUUCCCCCAGACCGCCUCAAGUGGUCCUAGUGCUCCAGCUACUCCCACCACCCUGUCCUCCUCCUCCUCCGCCAUGAUGAGCCAGACCCUCAGUCAGCCGGGCCAGGUGGUGCCCUCGUCGCCCGCGGACCCCCUGGCGCCUGUCUCUCUGGAGGCGCAGCUGCAGCUGCAGCUCCAACAGCAGCAGCAGUGCCAAACGCAGCCGCCGGUGGGUGCAAUGCAGCUCCACCAGGACCCCUUCGCCACGCCGGGCUCGCCGGCCAGCAAGCGGAUGAAGAUCGAGUCGUCCGGAGGCGUGACGGUGCUCUCCACCACCACCAGCUGUUUCACGCCGGGCGGCGGCGGCGGGGAGAUGGACAGCCCCACCACCCCCCUCACGCCCUCGCUCAAAGGCUUCCUGGAGUCGCCGCUGCAGUACCUGGACACGCCCACCAAGAACCUGCUGGACACGCCGGUCAAGGCCGAGGCCGAUUUCCCCACAUGUGACUGCGUGGAGCAUAUUCUGGAGAAGGACGAGGGGCCAUACUAUAACCACCUGGGCGCUGGGCCCACCGUGGCCUCCAUCCGAGAGCUUAUGGAAUCCAGGUACGGUGAGAAAGGAGACGCCGUCCGCAUUGAAAAAGUGGUUUACACGGGGAGAGAAGGCAAGAGUUCUCAGGGAUGCCCCAUCGCAAAAUGGGUGAUUCGGCGUGGCAGUGAGAAGGAGAAGAUUCUGUGCCUGGUGCGCCACCGUCACGGGCACCACUGUGCCAACGCCGUCAUCAUCAUCCUCAUCCUGGCCUGGGAGGGCGUGCCGCGCCCCUUCGCUGACAAGCUCUACAAGGAGAUCAGCGACACCAUCACCCAGUACGGCAACGCCACCAGCCGCCGCUGCGCCUUCAACGACGAUCGCACCUGUGCGUGCCAGGGGAAGGACCCUGAUAAGUGUGGCGCUUCCUUCUCCUUCGGCUGCUCCUGGAGUAUGUACUUCAACGGCUGCAAGUAUGCCCGCAGCAAGCAGCCUCGCAAGUUCAGGCUGCAGGGCGACCGCCCAGAGCAGGAGGGGAAUCUCGGGGAUAACUUCCAGAAUCUGGCCACGCACUUGGCCCCCCUGUACAAGCAGCUGGCCCCCCAGGCCUACAGCAACCAGUGUCUGCACGAGGAGGAGGCUUCAGACUGUCGACUGGGGCUGAGGGAAGGGAGGCCUUUCUCUGGAGUCACGGCCUGCAUGGACUUCUGUGCCCACGCUCAUAAGGACCAGCACAACCUGCACAAUGGCUGCACUGUGGUGUGCACUCUGACGAAAGAAGACAAUCGUGCAGUGGGCAUGAUCCCUGAUGACGAGCAGCUGCACGUGCUUCCCCUCUACACCGUCUCGCCGGCCGACGAGUUUGGCAGCGUGGAGAACCAGCGCCGCAAGAUGGAGUCGGGCGCCAUCCAGGUGCUCAACAACUUCCGCCGCGAGGUGCGCAAGCUGCCCGAGCCCGCCAAGUCCUGCCGCCAACGCCGCCUGGACGCCAAGAAGGCCGCCAUGGAGCGCAAGAAAGGAGGGAAGACGCCCACCCAGACCCCAGACAAGACCAUCAAGACAGAGACCAUCAAAACCGAGACCAUCCACAGAGAGUCCCCACACCCCCAGCAAGGCAAUAAAGCAAUUAAACAAGAGGUGAAGCCCAACAUCAAAAAAGAGCCGGUGGACCGCUACCAUUCCUACAACGGUGCCCUUCCACCAGGCUACCCGGUGCCGGUGCCCGUGCCAGGGGACGGCCAGGUGGCCGAGCCCUACGGCGGGGCCAUGAACCAGGCCUACCCGCACCCCUCCUACCCCGGAUACUAUGCAAGAGGAGGAGGCCUGCCCAUCAACGGCCAGCCUCCUGCAGGGGUGCCUCCCUCUGUCAACGGCCUGCACCCCAACCUCUCUUCGGCACUGCCUCCCUACGGAUACGGCAACUACCCCGCCAAAGCACUCUUUCCUCCCGAGCUCAUGGCGCACGGUGGCGGAUCGUGGCCCAAUGGUGCGGCAGCAGCGGCUGCGUCCUUUGACCAGAAGCCAGACGUCCAGAGCCUCCAAGCCCGGUUGGGUCACCCUUACCCGGAUCAAGCCGACCGGCAGCUCACCCCCUCCAACACGCCGCAGCCCCACGCCGGUCGACCGGGCCACACUCCCACGCCCGACGUCCACCGAGGAGGCACGCCGGUCAUCAAGCAGGAGCCCAUGGACGUGCCGGUGUACGGCAGUGGCAGCCAGAGCUUACCAGGCACCCCCAGCACUACCCCGCAACCAGACAACUGGGCCGGGCACAAGCCCAACGGCCUCAUGCCCAAAGGCUGGGAGGGUCCACACGGCAACAGCAGGCCAGGUGCUACGGACUCUCCCUUCACGCUGCAGCAGCAACAACAACAGACUCCCAGCCAUCACCCUCAGCACCCACCGUACGCCCAACAGCAACAACAGCAGCAGCAGCAGCAGCAGUGGAACCACUUCCACGGACGAAGCACCCCUAUGGCCUCCCCUGCUCCCUCCCCGUCGCCCUCCAUCAAGCAGGGCUACUCCCCCGCGCCGUCCCCCCACCCCACCACGCCGCGCCACUGGGAGAGCCCGUCGCCGGUCAGCGGCCAGCCGCCCAAAGCGUGGCCCGGUGGACCUCCGCCCGGCUUCGUGAAGAUGGAGAACCCCGCCGGAGGCUACCCCGACAAGAUGCUCUCGCAGGCGGGCCAGAGCCGGGGCUCCACGCCCCUGGGGCUCCAGGAGAAGGCCUGGCGGUCGGGCGGAGGCUCGGCGGCGGGCAGCACCCCGUCCCCGGCCCCCGAGGGACGCCUCUUCCCCGACGCCCUCCAGCGGCCCGACGCCCAGGGCUGCUGGACGCCCACGUGCAAGGCGGAGAGCGACGCCGAGAGCCAGGCGGGCGAUCGCGAACGCGACGAGAACGAGGUGUGGUCGGACAGCGAGCACAACUUCCUGGACCCGCACAUCGGCGGCGUGGCGGUGGCGCCGGCGCACGGCUCGGUGCUGAUCGAGUGCGCGCGGCGCGAGCUGCACGCCACCACGCCGCUCAAGUGGCCCGACCGCUCGCACCCCUCGCGCAUCUCGCUCGUCUUCUACCAGCACAAGAACCUCAACCAGCCCUGCCACGGCCUGGCCGUCUGGGAGGCCAAGAUGAAGCUGCUGGCCGAGCGCGCCCGCCAGAGGCAGCAGGAGGCGCUGCUGUACGGCCUGCCCCUGGACGAGGGCAAGGGCAAGAAGCGCAAGUGGCCCGCGGGCGCCACCAGCCCCAGCCCCGCUGCCGGAGGGCCGGCCAAGGACCACAGGAGCGGGGUGGCCACGCGGCUGGCACCCACACUCAACACCUCCUCCCUGGUCACCGUGUCCUCCUACGCCUACACGCAGCUCACCGGGCCCUACAGCCGACUGGUCUGAGCCUGCCGGCCAGGUGUCUGGUGCGGGUGUCUGGCAGGGAGGGCCCGGCGCGGCCGCGGGCAAGGGGAGGCACUCGGUGGGGACGUUUUGG